Messenger RNA from Paramecium sonneborni, 861 nucleotides. NCBI's taxonomy places the organism in Eukaryota, Ciliophora, Oligohymenophorea, Peniculida, Parameciidae. The record is from the annotation of a GenBank genome assembly.
AUGUUUGUGCAAUGCUUUUCUGUCUUAAAAUAACAAAAAUGUGAAUAAAAAUAAUGUUUGAUUCUAAAUAACUAAAUUAGCAAUUAAGAACUUGAAAGUUUGUAACAGGUAAAUCUAUAUUCUAUCAAAAUUAGAUUCAUACCUUAUAAUCUCCAUUAUCCGGCAAUUCUUAAUGUUUGACUGAAAAUGGUUCUUUCACUAAAUUUAAUGAAAAAAUUAUUGAUGAACCUGUAUAUGAAUUAAUUUUCUCUGAUUUAGAUAAUGCUUAGUACUAUAGACAAACUCUUGUAUUUCCAAAUAGUAUUAACUCAAAUAGAUAUUUUAGUGAAAGAAUUAAAAUAAGCAAUUCAAAAGAUUAAACGUUCAUAUAAUGGAUUGGUAAUGCCGAUAAAUAAAAUUCAAAUUGAUAAUUAGUCUAAUGAUAUAUACAAACUAAGGAUUAUUGUAAAAUAAAUUAAGUAUUUAGACAAAAAAAUUUAUUUAUCACAAUUUUACAAUUAAUAUUAGAGAACUGUGUAGAUUUAUAAUAAGAGUACUUGAAUUAGAUUUAACACUUUUAAGCAGUAGCAAAUUAUUAAAAUAAAAAUAGAUGACUUAAUUUAAUAUCAAGAUGAAUCAAUACACAUCAAUCCCAUUUUUUUAACGAGAAAUUACGUUUUAAAGCAAUCUUUUUAUGAUGUUCUAAAAGAAAAGUUUCAGUAAAUUGAAAUAUGUGAAAGUACUCAGCUGAUCUUUGAUAUUUUGAGAGAUUUUGAAAAUUAAGAUUUAGAAAAACUAAAAAGUCAUCAUGUUAUGGAUAAAUAUAUCUAUAAGCUGAAAUUAUAGCUUAUAAAUCUACUUUAUAAAAGAAGAUAGAUUUGA